Cyprinodon variegatus (sheepshead minnow) is the source of this 3382-nucleotide messenger RNA. RefSeq names its product neuronal pentraxin receptor-like (gene cbx6b). Lineage: Eukaryota; Metazoa; Chordata; Actinopteri; Cyprinodontiformes; Cyprinodontidae. The transcript has 5 exons. The coding region runs from base 310 to 1920 and encodes 536 amino acids. The record is from RefSeq and is a predicted model, not a curated record.
AGAAAGGGAAGUGCUGCUCGAUGUCCCAGCUAGAUAGAUGUUUACUGUUGUCUCCAUAAUCACUCAAUCAUGAUGCAAAAUUGAUCUUCUGAACGUCUGUUUUAGAGUGACAAAAAACAACAACAACCGGAGGAGUCGUUUUCUUUCCCAGUUUAGACUGUUAUCAAUUUUUGAACACUUUGCUGCAUUUGGAGCUUUUACUGUUCUGCGAUUAAGAAGUGUUAAUAUUGGACUUUUUUUUUUUUUUUUUUUUUUUUGCCCGUCCCCGCCGCCAACCUGAAGUUCAUCGUUGUUAUUUUGGCCGCCGGGAUGGUGGCCUUCAUCGGAGCGGUUAUCUGCAUCAUCGCCGCGGUUCACACCGGAUCCUCCAAGUCUGCUGCUGGUCAGCGACAGCCCGCUGCCGAUAACCACUCUCUGUAUCCGGACGCCGCUGCGCAGACCCCCGCUGCCGCAGGGGGCUCUAUGGCCCGACCUGGAUCUCUGGGAGCUCUCCAUGGUUCUGAAACCCCCGAUUCCGAAAAGCCAACCUUUAACGUUGGCCUCGGUGGCCUGGACGGGGUCAGCGGACUCACGGGACACGACCCCACGGUCAGCCGACUCAUCUGCACCCCGGUCCCCGCCGGAGGGUGUAACACCAGGAACUUUCAACAACAAGCGGAUGAUCCAUCGCUGUACGCCGGGGAAGACUGGGGAUACCUCCGGACCACGGCGGAGGAGCUCCGUCAAACCGUUCUGCAGCAGAAGGACCAGAUUUUAACUGACCAGAGGACCAUCACGGAGCUGACAGGAAAGCUGUCUGAGUGCGAGAAGGGGCUCGGAGGCAGGAGCAUCCUGGAGAGACGCGGGAACCCCUCCGCGCUGAGAGGCGAGCUGCACUUGGAGCGGAUGAUGGUUCGGGACAGCCCGGACUCAGCGCCAGAAGGGGUCCAUCUGCUCACGGUUGGAACCGUGGAUGAGCUUGAACAAGCCAUUAUUCAACUAAAAGACCGUAUAGAUAAACUGGAGACAGACAUUGGUCCGUUUUCUCACAACCGCACAGACAGCAAAUCCUCAGAAGCAACAGAGGAAGAUGGCCCAGGGAGGUCAGCUGAACUGGGGCGCAGCGUCGGCUGGGAGAUGGAUGACUUGGAAGGAGAGCUGGAGAGGAAGGUGGAGCUUCUGGGGAAGGAGAGAAAAGCCCUGAGGCAGGAAGCAGAGAAACACAGACAAGAAAUCGACCACAGCAUCAGUAAACUGCAACACAAAAUGUUAGGACUGGAGGAAGGUGUUGCUGGGCAUUCCUUCCCCGAAGGCUUUAGGCUGUCCUUCCCAGCUCGGACCAACUACAUGGUUGCUCUUAUGAGACACUCCAUCCCGAAACUACGGUCCUUCACCGCCUGCCUGUGGCUGCGGCCGGCGGGCGCGGGAAUCGGGACCCCUCUGUCUUAUGCUGUCCCCGAGCAACCCAAUGAGUUGGUGCUGCUUCAAGGCCUGCACACUCCAACUGAGCUCCUCAUCAAUGACAAGGUGGCGAAGCUGCCUCUGAACCUAUCUAAAGGGAGCUGGCAGCACAUCUGUGUGAGCUGGACCCAGAAAGGUGGAGCAUGGCAGGCCUUCCAGGGAGGAAAGCUGAGGGGUGAGGGCCAUGGAUUGGCCCCUGGACAUCACAUCAGACCUGGGGGACAACUAAUCCUUGGGCAAGAGCAGGACACGUUAGGUGGAGGUUUUGAUUCAACCCAGGCUUUGGUCGGAGAGCUGUCUCAGGUUGGCCUCUGGGAUCGGGUUCUGUCUUCUGCCCAGGUUGCCAGCUUGGCUCGAUGCAGCAGAGUAACCCAGGGUAUUGUGGUCCCCUGGAACGAAAACGGCGUUGAAGUUUACGGCGGAGCCACCAAAGACCCAGGAGAGCCUUGUAGUAAACACAGCAAAACCCUCAGUGACUGAUAAAGAAUGGAGGGAAAAGAUGAAUUCUAACCAGUAUAAUCGCUGAGUCAGAAUGUGACUAAGACAAUAAAUGAGGCAUCAAGGGAAAUAAUAUUUGUUCAUAUUGACGUAAAGCGGGUACAAAGUUUGCAGUAACUUCAUAAUCUUAACUGGAUCUCCAGAGAUUUUAUGAAGGUAAAAAGAUGCUUUCCAGCAUAAUAAAAAAUUUCUACAUAAAUAAAACAGAAUAGUUGAUAUUGUUUAAUUAGGUGAAAACAGAAUCACAGUUUUCAAUAAAUUCUUCUAAAUAGCUACUGGUUUACUAUUCAGACAGCCACAAAGUGAGUCAAAUAUUUUAAUAUUUAAAAUCUUCACUGUAGUUUUCAGAUACAAAAUAUAAUUAUCAAGAAUUUUGUCACUUUUUUAAAGUAAAAGAGGUAAGCUACUGAAAAAGCAUUAUAGUCAGCACCUUUCAAUCAAGUUAAUUGUAGCGUGCUAAUGCUAACGUUAGCCCGCUUAUGUUAAUUUCAGGCUUAUUAAAAUCUCUGAGCAUAGUAAGAGUUUCACCUGCCUGAUAAGUGAGAUUAUAUAAAUAACUAGGAAAAUGUGAAAACAAAUUUUAUUUUAACCCACUUUAAACAAAAUAACCGUAAAGCAAAAAUAAAAAAUAUAAACUAAGCCACGUCUCUAGCUUUUAUUUGUUUGUAUAAAAACAAGGACUCUAACACAAGUUUACUUUGACAUGGAAAAUAUAGAGGAUUUUGGUAACAUACACACUAUGCAUCACAUUAUGACCACUGACGGGUGAAGUGAAAAAUGUCGGCUUUCUCUCAUGCCGCCUGUCAGUGUCUGGGAUGCUAAGCAGCAAAGUAGAUUUGCUCCUGAAAGGUGGUGUCAUUGAAGAGGGAAAAAGGGGCCAGCAUAAUGGUUUAAGCAUUUCUGACAAAGGGCAAAUUGGAAUGGCUGGACAAGUGGGUCAGAGCAUCUGCAAAGCUGCAGCUUUUGUAGUGUUCCCAGCCAGCAGUGCAUAUCAAAGAUAUUUGAGGAAAAGACAGAGUUGAAAAAGCAUCAGUGUCAUUGAUAGAGAAAGCAAUAUUGCUGCAGAUAGUGACUUAAAGGGGUCAUAGAAUGCAAAACCGAGUUUACAUGAUCAUAGAUAAAUAUGAUAGAUCAGAGGGUGAAAUGGACGUACAGAGAAGUUCAAACCCCAUCGACACCUCCUUUCUCUGCAAAUCUCACAACUCUAAACUUCCAUCACGCUACUGGUGGAAAUCUACCCUGCCGGUGUAUAGUCGGGUUUGGUCGCUCCGUUCCCGGACCAGCCCCAGAGCUGGCGGCCUCGGUCCCGCUGCACUGUAUUUGACCAAAAUCGCGAACGAUUUUGAAAUUCCCCUCAGACAUUUUUUUUAGGUAUGAAAAGUGGGACAUGUCCGGGAAAAAGAGGACGUCUGGUCACCCUACCAUAUCAACCAUUUGAUGUUUC